Beta vulgaris subsp. vulgaris (sugar beet) is the source of this 6259-nucleotide messenger RNA. RefSeq lists its product as hypothetical. The transcript is spliced from 9 exons. The coding region runs from base 162 to 5900 and encodes 1912 amino acids. Lineage: Eukaryota; Viridiplantae; Streptophyta; Magnoliopsida; Caryophyllales; Amaranthaceae. The record is from RefSeq and is a predicted model, not a curated record.
GACUAGUUGAAUGCGAGAGAUUGUAGCAAAACUCGCAACACUCAACCUUGAACCUCCCUCUUCUGUGUCCACUAACGUUAAUUUUUUCCCUCUCUUCUUUUCAUUUUUCUCGCAAUUUCUGUAUUUCCCAAAACCCUAAGAUUUUCCCCCAAAAUCAGAAAAUGGAUGAAUUAGUGGGGAAAAUCGUGACGAAGAAGUUUAAAGGGUUUGGGAUUUUUAAAGGAGUUGUUGAAUCAUACGAUUCGUCAACUGGAUUUUUCAGAAUUGUGUACGAAGACGGCGAUUCCGAGGAAGCCGAUCUUUCCGAGGUUUCUCGCUUACUCUCUUCUACUGAUACUGUUGCUCACUCAAUUGUAGAAAAUCAGAAGGUUGCGACAACGAAGAAAGUUGGGAGAAAGCCUAAAAGACGGCGUCGUAAUGAUCCAGGUAUAGCUUAUGAUUCUUUGGAAAUUGAUAAUUCGCAACGUAAAUUAGUGAUUGAUAAUGUGUUAGGUUGUAGUUUAGUGAAUGAAUUUAAUGAUUGUGGUAAUGUAAAUGGUAAGUUAGAUGGUAUUGUUGGAAAUGGUGGAUUGGACUUGAACCGCGGAUUGAGUUUUGAUGAUGGAGUUGAUAAUGUGGAAAUUAGGGGCUGUAUUGACUUGAAUUUGACGGUAGAUGAUGAUGAUGAUGAUGGGGUUGAUGAGAAUGAGAGUAGGGUUCAAAAGGUUGAUUAUUUAGGGAAGAAAGAACGUGGGUUCGAUUUGAAUUUAGGGCUCAAUGAGGAUAGCAUGAAUGGGGAGAAUGGGACAAUGGAUGCGGGUGCAUGUAUAGGUUCAGGUGAAGAAGUGAAAAAUGGGGAGACCAGUGUUGUAACUGUUGUUGAUGCUAACAAUGUUAAUAGUAGGGUUUGUGAUGCUCAAUCAGAAGGGGGUUGUUUGGAGGCUGUCACGCCAAAUCAAUGCCAGGAUGGAAACUCUGGUAGGAAGAAGAAGAAGAGAAAAGUCGAGAGGAAUUUGAAUUCACCAACAGAAACUGUGUUGAGAAGAAGUGCACGUCGAGCAAAAGUUACUGUUGCUGAUGAAAAUUUAGCUUCUAGUGCAAUGGUAGAGGAUGAAGGAAAUGAUUUGUCAUUGUCGGGAAUUAUUGAUGAAUCAGAAGAGAAGCCUGUUCCUCAGGUGUUGGAAAAACCUGCAGAACCUCCUGCUCCUCCUUCCAAGAUUGAAUUGCCGCCUUCUUCAGCUAAUUUGAAUUUAGAGGGGAUUCCUGUAAUAGAUCUCUUCUCUGUAUAUGCUUGUCUUAGGUCGUUUAGUACUGUAUUGUACUUGAGUCCGUUCAAAUUGGAUGAUCUAGUAGCCGCAUUGACGAGCAGGGUGUCUAACCAAUUAAUUGAUUGUAUCCAUGUCUCAAUCUUGCAAACAUUGAGAAUACACCUGGAAUUGCUUGCAAGCGAGGGAUGUGAAUCUGCAUCGUCUUGUUUGAGGAAUUUGAACUGGGACUUGCUGGAUGUAAUUACCUGGCCUGUUUUUAUGGUUGAAUAUCUACUGAUUCACGGUUCAGGGCUAAAGCCUGGUUUUACUCUCAAUCAUUUGAAGCUAUUUGAUGCCGAGUACUACAAGCAACCAGCAGAGGUGAAGAUAGAAUUCCUUCGUUGUCUCUGUGAUGAUGUCGUUGAAGUUGAGGCCAUUAGAUCAGAUCUUAGUAAGAGGACAAUUAUUGCCGAGGCUAAUAUGGAAGCUGGUCGGAUGAUGUGCAAUGAAAGAAAAAGGAGGACCUCCUUAGAAGGUCCUGGAGCCCCCUGCUUGAGUGAAGACGUGAAAGAGGAGAUUGCUGAUGGAAAUAGUGAUGAGUGCUGCCUUUGCAAGAUGGAUGGGAACUUAAUAUGCUGUGAUAGUUGUCCUGCUGCUUAUCAUUCAAAAUGUGUUGGAAUUGUCAGCAGUCUUCUGCCAGAGGGUGACUGGUACUGUCCAGAAUGUGUGAUUGGCAAACUGAAUUUUGUCAAUAAACCUCAAAAAUUCAUACGAGGUGCAGAGCUACUCGGAACUGAUCCUUAUGGACGACUGUUUUUCCGCUGCUUUGACUACCUUUUGGUGUCAGAUUCCAUUGAUGCCGAUGCUUCGUGUAGUUAUUACCACAAAGAUGACUUUGGUGCAGUUAUUCAGCUACUGCGAUCAUCCAGUCUUCUGUAUGGCUCAAUUAUAAAUACACUAUUUCGACAUUGGGACUUUCCGUCCGACUUGUGUCCACCAAAAAGUGAUUCGGGGUCUGAGAAUCGUAAGUUGAAGGAUGGAGCAAAUGAUGGAAAGAAAACAAAAAGAUGUAUUGUUUCGCGAUAUUCUGGUCAUUUAAGCUCUGAAUUUUCUGGAUCUGCUGACUUAUUUGGUUCAGAUACUGCUGAACCCUUAGAGGCAGAGAAUUUACGUACAAGUUCUGAAGGAUCUGGUGAAGUCUUACAGGAAAAUCAGUUGAUUCAAAAAUCUCAUAGACCUGUGUCCAAUAUAGCUGCCAAGAGGACAUCUGGGAGGAGCGGUGCAGCUUUCAAGCAGAGGAAGAAAAAAGGUUCUUUUGUGAGGAAAGGAAAAUCCGAUUUGAAGGCUAAAGAAGAUGGUGUUUUGCAAGGGCAUGCUGGAGAUGGCUACAUGAAUAGCUACAGCUUUGCUCGAAUAGCUUCUACAGUUGUUGAAGAGUUAUUGAGAAAACCCUCUGGUAAAGUAAAUAUAGAUGUCCCAAAGACCGAGGAGGAGAUAAUAUCAAUUCAAUUGAAGUUUAUAUUGAAGAAGUCAGCAAAGUCUUGUUGGACUACUAUUCAAGAUCUAAAUAGGGAGAGGCAGAGAGAAGAAUGUGGAUGGUGCUAUUGUUGCAGGUUUCCUGUUGAAGGAAGAGGCUGUUUAUUCAGUGUCAAGAAUGGCAGUUCUGUUCCAGAUGCUCUCAAAGUAGAAAUCGAUGGCGUCCUCUCAAAAAGGAAUAAGAAAGGGCAUAUUGUUGAUGUUAUUUGCUAUAUUCUUUGUAUGGAAGAGCGCUUGCGGGGAUUUCUAUCUGGUCCAUGGCUACGACCUCAAUAUAGUGAGCUUUGGCGUCAACGUGUUCUUAAAUCAUCUGAUUUUUUGUCACUGAAACUUCCUCUGCUUACGCUAGAGUCCAAUUUACGUCCUUUGGCUCUUUCAGCAGAUUGGUGGAAACAUGUUGAUUUGGUUACUACUAUGGGUUCGGCUUCUCACUUUGUGGCCUCUUCACGUCCUACUUCAAAGAAUAAUAUCAGCAGAAAGAAGGUUAGAUGUGCAGACUCUGAGACUAAAUCAUCAACUGCUGGCAGUGGGUUGGUUUUAUUUUGGUGGAGAGGGGGUAGGACUUCUCGUAGUCUCUUCAAUUGGAAAGUCAUACCUCGCUCUUCGGCUUUGAAAGUGGCGCGAAAGGGUGGCCGCAUGAAGAUACCAGAUAUACAAUAUUCUGAUGCUUCUGAAAGUACUAGGCGUACCAAAUGUGUAGCAUGGCGGGCUGCUGUAGAAUCAUCCACAAAUCUUGAACAGCUGGCUUUGCAGGUGAGAGAGUUUGACCUGUUCAUUCGAUGGGAUGACAUUGAGAAUACUCACCCUCAUUCUCUAUUGGACAAGGAAUCCAUUAAGUCAAUCAGGCUGUUUAAGAAAGUCAUAAUCAGAAGGAAGAGUUUAGUAGGAACUGUAGCAAGAUAUCUUCUGGAUUUUGGCAAGAGAAGAAGUGUUCCAGAUGUUGUUCUUAAACAUGGGCAAAAAUUUGAGGAAUCGGACUGUGAGAGAAAAAAAUUUUGGUUGGAUGAAGUGUAUGUUCCUCUAUAUCUCUUGAAGAGUUUUGAGGAGAGAAGAAUCGCCCGUAAGGCUGGUAAGAAAAAUUCCAGUAAAUCCCAAAGGGGUGUUAAAUUGAAGAAGAAGUCAUUAAGGGAAAAAGGUUUUGACUAUCUUUUCUCAAGAGCAGAAAGGGCGGACAGUUAUCAAUGUGGACACUGUAACAAGAAUGUGAUGAUCAGUGAAGCUGUGAGCUGCCAGCUUUGCAACGGCUAUUUUCAUAAAAGACACGUCAUGAAGUCUUCAGAGGGAAUUACUGCUGUAUGCACAUAUACAUGCCAUAGAUGCCGUGCAGGGAAGAAUGCAAAGAAAGAAAGCAAUCUGCGGAAGCGGAAGUUUAGUAAACUUCAGGAAGCAAAAGAUUAUAAGGCUGACAGCAAAAGGCCUUCAGCAAUGUUGAAGGUUAAGCCAAGGAAAAAGGGGAAAAAAUUAGCCGUUCGUAGACAAGUGCUUUUGCGUAAUGCUAAAAAGAUGCAAUACAAUGAUGAGACUCUAGCACAGAAAAAUACCAAUGUCUCUACUGGUAUUACUCUGCGUCGGUCUGCUAGGAAAUCAAUGUGUACACCUGUGCAAUCUAAUAGAUUUGUGGAAGGAAAAAAGGGGAAAAGGAAUAAGCUAAGGAAUGUGGCAUCAAAAGUAACACCAAAGGGCGUCUCAUGGCAGAACAAAAGAACUCAGAUCCUUCAUUCAUUCUGGAUAAACGGUCUUUUGUUGUCCAGAAAGCCAAAUGACGAGCGGGUUCUGCAGUUUAAAAAAAGAAAUGUUUUUGUCCCAUCUGGAUUUCCAGCUGAGAUUGAUGAUCAACCAAAAUGCUCCCUCUGUUCUCAGCAAGGAUCUAUGUCAGCUUUGAUGUAUAUAGCAUGUGAAAUAUGUGGAGAUUGGUUCCAUGGUGACGCAUUUGGACUUGACAAAGGAAAUAUUAAGAGUCUUAUAGGGUUUAAAUGCCAUGUAUGCCGUGGGAGGAGCCCUCCUGUUUGUCCUUUAGCUGAUAUUUCAAGGGACGAUGAUACACUUCUUAUUGAAGCUUCAAGUGAGGCUCAGGAUGCUCAGAGAUUACCUAAAGUUGUUGCAGUUCAAAAGGAUGCAGAUACUGUGCAAGAGCUUCAGUGCAGUGAAGGUUUCUCUGGUGUCUUGGAGGUUCAGACAAAACAGAAUUGUGAUGGAAAUCUUGACCACGAUGAGACUCCGAUGCUAAUUUAUGAGGUGAGAGUAGAAAGCGGGUCACCUACCAACAAGGAGGUUGUAUCCUGUUCAAGAGACAAUAGUACACUGUUUGUUGGAGGUUCAAGUGACGCCCAGGAUGCUCAGGGACUACCUGAAGUUAUUGCGGUUCAAAAGGAAACAGAUCGUGUCCUAGAGCUUCAUUGCAAUGAAAGUUCUUCUGGUCUCUUUGAGGUCCAUACAGAUCAGAAUUGUGAUAAAAAUCUUGAUCUGUAUGAGACUCUGAUGCCAGAUUCUGAGUUGAGAGUUGAAAAUGGGUCAAGUUCCAGUGUGGAGGUUGUAUCUUGUUCAAGGAAUGGUACCCUUCAUAUUGAAGCUUCAAGUGAUGCUCUUGAUGCUUGUGAUGCUCAGGGAUUACCUGACGUUGAAGUUCAAAAGGAAACAAAUUGUAUGCUAGAGGUUCAGUGCAAUGAAGGUCUUAGUGGUCUCUUAGAGGUUCCUACAGAACAGAAUUGCAAUGGAAAUCUUGACCAGGAUGAAACUCCAAUGCUAGAUUCUAAGGUGAGAGUAGAAAGAGGAUCACCUACCAGCAAGGAGGUUGUAUCCUGUUCAAGAGACAAUAGUACACUGUUUACUGAAGCUUCAUGUGAGGUUCGGAAUGAUCAAGGAUUACCUGAAAUUAUUGCAGUUGGGAAGGAAACAGAUGGUGUGAUAGAGCUUCAACGCAAUGAAGGUUCUUCUGGUUUCUCAGCACAGAAUUGUGAGGGGAAUCUUGACCAGGAUGCUACUCUGAUGUUAGAUCCUGAGUUGAGAGUAAAAAACUGGACAUCUACCAGCAAGGAGGUUGGGUUCAGUUCAAAUGAAAGUGAAGAUUUGGACUUGGAUACCAAAUUGCUGAAAGAGUCUGAUGAGAAUUCCAUAUUGGAAGGAAACCAGAUAAGCUAAAUGAUCACACUUAAUAUCACUAACAGGACGGUGGUUAUGCACAUCAGUUUUGGAUAGGAUGGACACAAAAUCCUCAAAUAGCUGAAGGGUAGAUGAUUCUUGUGGUAAUUUAUUAUUGUACCAUGGUAUUUGUCUACAGCCUUUAAUCACGUGAAAAAAGAGGCUGUAGUUUCUUGUCAACACUAAUUGUAGCAGUGAGGGCUGUUACCUUCAUGAUUUUGCUACCUCAUUUCUGAUUCAUAUGACCAGAUACAAUUUACUUUAGAGGUAGGAUAGUUUUUACAGAAUCAAAUGAUUAAUACUUAGUUGAUUCUUACAAUGUGAAUGGAAUAGUAUGAUUAAUACUUUGUGUUUUGCUA